Acipenser ruthenus (sterlet) is the source of this 4388-nucleotide messenger RNA. RefSeq names its product mitogen-activated protein kinase 6-like. Bases 899 to 3067 code for a protein of 722 amino acids. Gene Ontology annotation, biological process: cell surface receptor signaling pathway; protein phosphorylation; intracellular signal transduction. NCBI's taxonomy places the organism in Eukaryota, Metazoa, Chordata, Actinopteri, Acipenseriformes, Acipenseridae. The transcript has 6 exons. Gene Ontology annotation, molecular function: MAP kinase activity; ATP binding. The record is from RefSeq and is a predicted model, not a curated record. Gene Ontology annotation, cellular component: nucleus; cytoplasm.
ACACUGCGACAGCCUAGUAUUUUGAAUUUGCCGCCAUAAUUCUAGCACCACCCCCAGUUGUGAGUGCGUGGCUGACGCAACUGGCACCGUCACUCAACACAGUCUGAAUGGCGAUUGCGGCAGACACACAGGGUCGAGGGAGCGGAGCACAAACUGGGCUAAUUACAGUUCGAAAAAAUUCACAUAUGAGACGGAUAAGUACAGUUACAGAAGUGUAAAAUGGAUGAUAGCUUUGAUUGCGACUGUGGUGAGCUAGAGCCACCUGAUCAUUGACGUGGAACUUUCUGGAAGUAAAGCUGCCACAGACUCCAAUUGCUUGACCAGAUGCUAAAAGUAGUAAUUUAAAUAGGAAACAAUUUGACAAUUAAAACAUAAUUUAAAAAACACCUUGUGCUCAUUGGCACUGUAGAAUGAAGCUGCUCAGAACCAGUCUUACACUGAAUAUAUCUGCACUGUGAGGAGAUGCUGUUACAAGCUUUUUAUUUAUAUUUAUUCAGUUUUAUGUUAAAUGUUAAACUUUAAUCACAAUCUGUUAAGAUUAAUUCCAUUAGUGUUUCAAACUAGUUUUAAGUUGAAAAAAUAAAUAAAUUAAAAAAAAGUCUGAAGGAGACACUGCACCUUUGAACUAUGAAAAUACUCUACAUCUGCAUAUUACAAUUAAACUUUCUCAAUUUUUUCAGUAAGAGGACUGUGAAAGAUUAAGUGGGAGGAGGGGGGAAGGGGGCACUGCUUGCCUGAUUGGCUUGUGUUGUUAAUCUCCAGGGAAACAAGUUUAGUUUUAAGGAAACUCCUAUGGCUCCAUGCACAUGUUUUGAUCUUCAGAAAUUAUAUAUAAAAAAAAAUAAUUAAAACUCUGCAGUAAUUUGGCAACCAACACAUUAAAUCAAAUUCUUCUACAAUGGCAGAGAAAUUUGAAAGUCUAAUGAACAUUCAUGGCUUUGAUUUGGGCUCCCGGUACAUGGAUUUGAAGCCACUAGGCUAUGGUGGCAAUGGUCUGGUUUUUUCAGCUGUGGACAGUGACUGUGACAAAAGGGUGGCCGUUAAAAAAAUCGUCCUCACCGACCCCCAGAGUGUUAAACAUGCCUUACGAGAGAUCAAAAUCAUCAGGCGCCUCGACCACGACAACAUUGUGAAGGUCUUUGAGACCCUGGGACCUAGUGGGAGACAAUUGACGGAGGAUGUUAGCUCUUUGACGGAACUGAACUCUGUUUACAUCGUUCAGGAGUACAUGGAGACAGACCUGUGCAAGCUAUUAGAGCAGGGCCUCAUGUCAGAGGAGCAUGCCAGGCUGUUUAUGUACCAGCUUCUCCGUGGACUUAAGUACAUCCAUUCAGCCAACGUCUUGCACAGGGAUCUCAAACCUGCCAACCUCUUCAUUAACACAGAAGACCUGGUGCUGAAGAUUGGUGAUUUCGGUCUGGCCCGCAUUAUGGAUCCGCACUAUUCUCACAAGGGUUACCUGUCAGAAGGGUUGGUCACUAAAUGGUACAGAUCCCCACGUCUUCUGCUGUCGCCUAAUAAUUACACCAAAGCCAUUGACAUGUGGGCUGCUGGCUGCAUCUUUGCAGAAAUGCUGACUGGGAAGACCCUUUUUGCUGGUGCCCAUGAGCUGGAACAAAUGCAGAUGAUUCUGGAAUCAAUACCUGUGAUUCACAAGGAGGAUCGAGAAGAGCUUCUCGGAGUCAUCCCAGUCUUCAUCAAAAAUGACAUGUCUGAGCCACAUACGCCAUUGGCAAAACUGAUGCCAGGCAUCAGUGCAGAAGCACUGGAUUUUCUCAAGCAAAUUCUGACCUUCAACCCAAUGGACCGAUUGACCGCAGAAGAAGCCUUAGCCCAUCCUUACAUGAGCAUCUACUCCUUUCCUCUUGAUGAGCCCAUCUCGAGCCACCCCUUUCACAUUGAGGAUGAGGUGGAUGAUAUCUUGCUAAUGGACGAAAGUCACAGCCAUGUUUAUAACUGGGACAGCCAGUUUUCUGACCACGACUGGCAGGUGCAUAAUUACGAAGCCGACGAAGUUCAACGUGAUCCAAGAGCAAUCUCUGACUUUACAGAUGAGGAGGAAGUGCAGGUAGACCCCCGUAAAUACAUGGAUGGUGACAGCGAGAAGUAUCUGGAUGACCCUGCUUUUGACUCUCUCUUUCCUAACGAACGCUCCUGGCAAUUUGAAGAUCACCAUGAAAACAAGUAUUGUGAUCUGGAAUGCAAUCAUACCUGUAACUACAAAGCCAUCUCCCCAUCCUACCUGGAUAACUUGGUGUGGCGGGACAGUGAAGUCAAUCAUUACUAUGAGCCCAAACUAAUAAUAAAUCUGUCAAACUGGAAAGAGCAGAGCAAAGAGAAAUUGGAUAAGAAGGGCAAAACUAAAUGUGAAAAAAACGGAUUGGUAAAGGCUCAGAUUGCUCUGCAGGAAGCUUCCCUGCAGCUGGUUGAGAAAGACAAAGAGAAGAACCCGGUUUUUGACUUUGAUUCUUUCAUGGCAAGCACCAUCCAGCUCGGUUUACAACCAGAGCCUUCCGAAGUCGAUCUUUUAAAUGAUUUGAACAGCUCGGUAUACCAAAUAGAGUCUCAAAUAGAAUCCAAAAGCUCCAUGUCCAAGUCUGUGAGCCAGGAGAAAGAGCAGAAGGGAAUGGUCAAUCUAGCCCAGUUGGGGGGUCGAACGCCUAAUCCUUGGGAAAGCCAGUUUGAGAGCACAAGUGUUGAGGGGGAGAGUUGCUUAAUAGAUGAAGUUUGUUGGGAUGUAAGGAAGGAUGAGCAGUUAGAGAAGGAGAAUACUUACACCAGUUAUUUAGACAGGCUGUUUAGCAGGAGAGAGGAGGUUGACGUGGUAGAGCCAGAGCCAGUAGAAGAUAAGAUUCCAAGGGACGAUAGAGAGGAGGCAGGAUUUCUAGGAAUGAAUGGGGAUAUCCUGUUCAACAAGCAGUUUGAGUCCUUAGCCCUCCCACAGUUUGAUAGCCCUGCUGAUUCACCACUUGGGUCACUACAGGCUGUCUUAACACCUGCAGCAGUGAAAUGUUCCCCCCAGAUUGCCCAUAAAACAUACAGCAGCAUUCUUAAACAUUUAAAUUAAAACACGCAGUAGACUUUCUGAUUUGUUUUGUGUGCGUGAGACCUUUAACAUCUAUGUGUUUCACACUUAUUUUUUUUUUAUUUAAAUUGUGUGUUUUUUUUUAACUUGAAUCCCUUUUGUGUAACCAUUGUUCUUGAGUAUUUGUUUGUGUGUUUUUUUUUUAAAAAUACAGAUUCUAAACUGGUAUGUCGUUGCACACAGUGUAGACAAACAAAUGACACAAAUGCAAUAGAGGCAAACUGAAAUUGAUAGGAAAAUGCACUAAACCAAGUUUGGAAGCAUUCUGUCUGAAACAGCAAGACGAACACAGAUUAACCUGCUUCACAUGGAAUGGUUCUUGCCUUGGCAUAUACAGUACACAGUGGGAAAAAUCUAUUUGCAUGAGUUUUUAUUAAGUGCAAAAACCUCAUUUAUGAAGGCAGUUUUUUGUCACAGGAAGAAAUCCUAAAAUCGUUUCAUACUGUAACAUUUCUUAAGACACAUGAUGCUAGCAGCAACCAUUAACUGAACGCAGAAAUUGGUACACAUGUGUUAUCUACCUCAAGGUAACAGCAAUGAGUGGCAAAUUAGGAGCCACGAUAGUGCUUUACAGCAUGAAUUUCCACUUUGCAGGAGUCCUAUCUCAUUGACUGUAUAAGUGUGCAUUUGCCAUAGUGAAGGUGUUAAUAUACACCAUUAUUUAUUUUAGCAAAUGUAACAUGUUUUCUGUAUUUAUUUUAAUUUGUAGAUUCAAUGUGACUAUUCAACAUCUGAGGCAUAUUUUAUUUCAGAAAAUUUUAGGUUCAACACUUUGAUUAGUUAACUGUAUGCUCAAAUGCAAAACAUCUGCUUGAGUUAGUAAGCUUUCCAUUUCCCAUCAUUUGUUUUCUUGCUUUGGAGGCAAGCACUCGCUGUGUGGAGUUCAUUUUUAUUGUAUAGGUGAUAGAUUUCAUUUAAAAAGUAAACCGAACAGCUUUAAUAUGAAUUUGAAAAUGCGCCUAGAAGUCUUAAAUUCUGUGUUUCAUUUUUUUUUUUUUUAUAAAAAGAAAAAACGUGUAAUGUUAGAAUCGUUUGCAUGGAAGUAACAAGUGGAAGAUACAAUAAAACUAGAAGUUAAAGGUUAAGUAUUGUAAGUCAUUACAUUUUCAUUUAAUUGUAUGUUUUUAUUAGUUUAUAUAUUUCAAACAAGCAUGCUAAAAAAUAGGUUAAAGUGUAGCAUGUAGAACAUUUCUGAAAAUGUGUUUGCCUUUAAAUUCUAGUACUUAUUUUCUGUAUCAUUGGUUGCCCUGUUUAAAAAUAAAUAAAAUAAUACAAUUAAAAAUGGCCAGCAAAAAUAGAAUAA